Aspergillus terreus NIH2624 is the source of this 747-nucleotide messenger RNA. RefSeq lists its product as uncharacterized. The transcript has a single exon. Lineage: Eukaryota; Fungi; Ascomycota; Eurotiomycetes; Eurotiales; Aspergillaceae. The record is from RefSeq and is a predicted model, not a curated record. The coding region runs from base 1 to 747 and encodes 248 amino acids.
AUGACGACUUCCGCUAUCCCAGAGGGAGUCACUCCUCAUACUCCAUCUUCAACUUCCUCAUCGUCUCCAACCAAGCAACAGCCGGACGAAGUUCCAACUACUUCAGCUACUGGAACAGCGCCCCCGUACUCCCCAAUCUAUGCAACCGCUCAACCAGGGGCACAGCCUACCCUCGCUGCACCGACGUCUUUGACCGGAGCGCUUUAUACCCCCAGCGCAACCAGCACCGCAGCAAGUAUGUCCGAAAGCACAAGCACCUCGCCGCCACCACCACAGCCAGGCGCCCGUCCCGAGCCAGGGCCGCCCCCGAUGACAGAUCCUGCCUCUGCGCGGUCAGUUGCAGUCGCGCCGCCCCCUCAAGCGGGCGAUGUUCCCCAGCCGCCGCCGCAGGCGCCCAGUACCACCGCCCCGAUCACACAGGCUCCUCCCUCGAAUCCAGUCUCGUAUGGCUACGGGUAUAGUUACAAUGCUGCCACCCAGCCCCAGGCGCAGCCCGUUCCGAACUCUACGACGACGCCCUACACGUCUGUUUACUCCGGAGCGACAAAUGCGUCGUACGGCGCGGGCCCUUCGUCCGGACAGCUGCCACUGCAUUAUAAUCCGGGCUCCACGGGGAUGGUGGACACCGACGUUGGCGAGCAGACCUUCUACGAGAGUGCGAAGUCGUGGUUCCAAUCGGCGGGGAACAAAUUGGCAGAGGUGGAGGCUGAGGUCUGGAGGCGGAUUAAUGAAGCUCAUGAUAAAUAG